Messenger RNA from Neofelis nebulosa (Clouded leopard), 8654 nucleotides. It is a transcript of the gene ATRNL1, whose product is annotated as attractin like 1. The transcript is spliced from 30 exons. The record is from RefSeq and is a predicted model, not a curated record. Gene Ontology annotation, cellular component: Golgi apparatus. Bases 128 to 4384 code for a protein of 1418 amino acids. Lineage: Eukaryota; Metazoa; Chordata; Mammalia; Carnivora; Felidae. Gene Ontology annotation, molecular function: protein binding.
CCGGUGAGGGGGAGGAGGAGAAGCGGCGGCGGCGGCGGCGCGGUUUUCUCCGGCCGGAUUUCCCCUCCUGGAGCAUCGCUGUCCGCGCCCGCGAGCGCAGCCCCGCCGGGCAGGGGCCCCGGGGAAGAUGGAGCCGGGGGGCCGGGCCCGCAUUGGCCCCCCGCAGCCGGCGGCCCCGGGGCUGUGGAGGGCUCGGCCGGCGGGCGGCGGCGGCGGCGGCGGCGGCGGUGGUGGUGGUGGCGCCUCCUCCUGGCUGCUGGACGGGAACAGCUGGCUGCUGUGCUAUGGCUUCCUCUACCUGGCCCUCUACGCGCAGGUGUCCCAGUCCAAGCCGUGCGAGAGGACCGGCUCCUGCUUCUCGGGCCGCUGUGUCAACUCCACCUGCCUCUGCGACCCGGGCUGGGUGGGGGACCAGUGCCAGCACUGCCAGGGCAGGUUCAAGUUAACCGAACCUUCUGGAUAUUUAACAGAUGGUCCAAUUAACUAUAAAUAUAAAACUAAAUGUACAUGGCUAAUUGAAGGCUAUCCAAAUGCAGUGUUAAGAUUAAGAUUCAAUCAUUUUGCAACAGAAUGUAGCUGGGAUCAUAUGUAUGUUUACGAUGGAGAUUCAAUAUAUGCACCUUUGAUAGCUGUUCUUAGUGGUUUGAUAGUCCCUGAAAUCAGGGGAAAUGAAACUGUGCCUGAAGUCGUUACAACAUCUGGCUAUGCACUGUUACAUUUUUUUAGUGAUGCUGCAUAUAAUCUAACUGGUUUCAACAUUUUUUAUUCAAUCAAUUCUUGUCCUAACAAUUGCUCUGGUCACGGGAAGUGUACCACUAGUGUCUCUGUUCCGAGUCAAGUGUACUGUGAAUGCGACAAAUACUGGAAGGGUGAAGCCUGUGACAUUCCUUACUGUAAAGCCAACUGCGGCAGUCCGGAUCAUGGUUACUGUGACCUAACAGGAGAAAAGCUGUGUGUCUGCAAUGAUAGCUGGCAAGGUCCUGAUUGUUCUUUGAAUGUUCCUUCUACUGAAUCUUACUGGAUUCUACCAAAUGUUAAACCCUUCAGUCCUUCUGUAGGUCGGGCUUCCCACAAAGCAGUUUUAUAUGGGAAAUUUAUGUGGGUGAUUGGUGGAUAUACUUUUAACUACAGUUCUUUUCAAAUGGUCCUGAAUUACAAUUUAGAAAGUAGUAUAUGGAAUGUAGGAAGUCUGUCAAGGGGUCCUCUCCAGAGAUAUGGACACUCUCUUGCUUUACAUCAGGAAAACAUCUUUAUGUAUGGAGGCAGAAUUGAAACAAAUGAUGGCAAUGUCACAGAUGAAUUAUGGGUUUUUAACAUACAUAGUCAGUCAUGGAGUACAAAAACCCCUACUGUUCUUGGACAUGGUCAGCAGUACGCUGUGGAGGGACAUUCAGCUCACAUUAUGGAGCUGGAUACUAGAGAUGUUGUCAUGAUCGUAAUAUUUGGAUAUUCUGCAAUAUAUGGGUAUACAAGCAGCAUACAGGAAUACCAUAUCUCAUCAAACACGUGGCUUGUCCCAGAAACUAAAGGAGCUAUUGUUCAAGGUGGAUAUGGCCAUACCAGUGUGUAUGAUGAAAUAACAAAAUCCAUUUAUGUUCACGGAGGCUAUAAAGCAUUACCAGGCAAUAAAUAUGGAUUGGUGGAUGAUCUUUAUAAGUAUGAAGUUAACACUAAGACUUGGACUAUUUUGAAAGAAAGUGGGUUUGCCAGAUAUCUUCAUUCAGCUGUUCUUAUCAAUGGAGCUAUGCUUAUUUUUGGAGGAAAUACCCAUAAUGACACUUCCUUGAGUAACGGUGCAAAAUGUUUUUCUGCCGAUUUCCUGGCAUAUGACAUAGCUUGUGAUGAAUGGAAAAUAUUACCGAAACCAAAUCUUCAUAGAGAUGUCAACAGAUUUGGACACUCUGCAGUUGUCAUUAAUGGGUCCAUGUAUAUAUUUGGAGGGUUUUCUAGUGUACUCCUUAAUGAUAUCCUUGUUUACAAGCCUCCAAACUGCAAGGCUUUCAGAGAUGAAGAACUUUGUAAGAAUGCUGGCCCAGGAAUAAAAUGUAUUUGGAAUAAAAAUCACUGUGAAUCUUGGGAAUCUGGGAAUACUAAUAAUAUCCUUAGAGCAAAAUGCCCUCCUAAAACAGCUGCUCCUGAUGACAGAUGUUACAGAUACGCGGAUUGUGCCAGCUGCACUGCCAAUACAAACGGGUGCCAGUGGUGUGACGAGAAGAAGUGUAUUUCAGCAAACAGUAACUGCAGUGUGUCCGUGAAAAACUAUACCAAAUGUCAUGUGAGAAAUGAGCAGAUUUGUAACAAACUUACCAGCUGUAAAAGCUGUUCGCUAAACUUGAAUUGCCAGUGGGAUCAGCGACAGCAAGAAUGCCAGGCUUUACCAGCUCAUCUUUGUGGAGAAGGAUGGAAUCAUAUUGGUGAUGCUUGUCUUAGAAUCAAUUCCAGUAGAGAAAGCUAUGACAAUGCAAAACUUUAUUGCUAUAAUCUUAGUGGAAAUCUUGCUUCAUUAACAACCUCAAAAGAAGUAGAAUUUGUUCUGGAUGAAAUACAGAAGUAUACACAACAGAAAGUAUCACCUUGGGUAGGCUUGCGCAAGAUCAAUAUAUCCUACUGGGGAUGGGAAGACAUGUCUCCUUUUACAAAUACAACAUUACAGUGGCUUCCUGGUGAACCAAAUGAUUCUGGGUUCUGUGCCUAUCUAGAAAAGGCUGCAGUGGCAGGCCUAAAAGCUAAUCCUUGUACAUCUAUGGCAGAUGGCCUUGUUUGUGAAAAGCCUGUUGUUAGUCCAAAUCAAAAUGCAAGGCCAUGCAAAAAGCCAUGUUCUCUAAGGACGUCCUGCUCCAACUGUACAAGCAAUGGCAUGGAGUGUAUGUGGUGCAGUAGCACGAGACGAUGUGUUGACUCCAAUGCUUAUAUCAUUUCUUUCCCAUACGGACAGUGUCUGGAGUGGCAAACGGCCACCUGCUCUCCUCAAAAUUGUUCCGGAUUGAGAACCUGUGGGCAUUGUUUGGAACAGCCUGGAUGUGGCUGGUGCAAUGAUCCUAGUAACACAGGAAGAGGACACUGCAUUGAAGGAUCUUCGCGAGGACCAAUGAAGCUUGUUGGAAUGCACAGUAAUGAGAUGGUUCUUGAUUCCAGUCUUUGUCCUAAAGAAAAGAACUAUGAGUGGUCCUUUAUCCAGUGUCCAGCUUGCCAGUGUAAUGGACAUAGCACUUGCGUCAAUAAUAACGUGUGUGAACAGUGUAAAAAUCUCACCACAGGAAACCAGUGUCAAGAUUGCAUGCCAGGUUAUUACGGAGAUCCGACUAACGGAGGACAGUGCACAGCUUGUACAUGCAGUGGCCAUGCCAACAUUUGUCAUAUGCACACAGGAAAAUGUUUCUGCACAACUAAAGGAAUAAAAGGUGAUCAGUGUCAAUUGUGUGAUUCUGAAAAUCGCUAUGUUGGUAAUCCACUUAGAGGCACAUGUUAUUAUAUUACCUGUCCUCAAUAUUGCAGUUCUCUCAACCCCUGCCCACUGCAACUGAUCGGGGUGAACACUAUUCUCUUUUUUAAACAAAAAGACACUAACCUUUUGAUUGACUAUCAGUUUACCUUCAGCUUAUUACAGGAAGAUGAUCGCCACCAUACUGCCAUAAACUUCAUAGCGAACCCAGAACAGUCAAACAAAAAUUUGGAUAUUUCGAUUAAUGCAUCAAACAACUUUAAUCUCAACAUUACAUGGUCAGUUGGUUCAACAGCUGGAACAAUAUCUGGGGAGGAGACUCCUAUAGUGUCCAAGACUAAUAUAAAGGAAUACAGAGAUAGUUUUUCCUAUGAAAAAUUUAACUUCAGAAGCAAUCCUAACAUUACAUUCUAUGUGUAUGUCAGCAACUUUUCCUGGCCUAUUAAAAUACAGAUUGCAUUCUCACAACACAACACAAUCAUGGAUCUUGUGCAGUUUUUUGUCACCUUCUUCAGUUGUUUUUUAUCCCUAUUGCUGGUGGCUGCAGUGGUAUGGAAGAUCAAACAAACAUGUUGGGCUUCUCGACGGAGAGAGCAACUGCUUCGAGAACGACAGCAGAUGGCCAGCCGUCCCUUUGCGUCUGUUGAUGUAGCACUGGAAGUAGGAGCUGAACAAACGGAGUAUCUGCGAGGGCCAGUGGAGGGGGCACCUAAACCGAUAGCCAUUGAACCGUGUGCUGGGAACAGAGCUGCUGUUCUGACUGUGUUUCUUUGUCUGCCUCGAGGAUCAUCAGGUGCCCCUCCUCCUGGACAGUCAGGCCUCGCAAUUGCCAGUGCCCUAAUAGAUAUUUCACAACAGAAGCCUUCCGACAGUAAAGACAAGACUUCAGGAGUCCGAAAUCGAAAACACCACCUCUCAACACGUCAAGGAACUUGUGUCUGAGAAACAGAAACUACUCCUGGAUAUUCCGACAUGUUUGAUUUUGUAAAUGACUUCCAUUCAGGCUGGUCUAUGGCCUCAGUUUUUAUGGAGUCAAACCUGUGUAUGGUUCCAGAGCUCAAGUACACUUCCCUCCAAAUGGGCGAUGACUCAAGCGGCCAGAGAAUGUCCGUGACUUUUAUGAAAGUAACAGUACUGAGGGGCGACAAAGUCAGUUUUUACGACUCUCCUAGGCUUAUCAUAGAUAACAUUUAAAUACUCCAGAAAAAGAUGUAUAUUGUUUCUUAAUGCAGAUGGAAAAUAUGUGAUUCCUAUAAACCAAACUGUUUAUAUCCUAGGACUUUAAAGAAAGACAUUUUAUAAUGCCUGAGUGAUGAGAAUUGUACAAUUUUUGCCUCAUAAGCAAACUUAAAUCACUUCUAUAUGAACAGGAAAUGAACAAAUCGCAAUGGCUUUAAAUGCUGUUUUAUCUCACUGUAAAUGUAAAAGCAAGAUUUUGAUUUAGCGGGAUGUAGGUAAUGUAUUUAAAUAUUCCACAUCACCAUAUCAUGUCCGCACUCAGUUUGAGAAUGGGACAGUUUCCCACCUAACGGGAACACAGACCAAAAUGAGACCAUUUGGAUGGAUGGUAAAUGCAACUUCACAGGAGGUUUUAUUAGAAUUCCAAGUGAAAAGGACAUUCCUGUCAUCCACGCCAACUGCCUCACUCAUUAUCAGAGCUGAUAGAGCAUGGAAAAGCCUGUCCAGCAAUCAAUUUUUUCCCUCCUGCCAAAAACCCUGUAAUACCAAACCUGAAGAGAGCUGAAAUAGUUAUUUUACAGUGUGCAAGCUUCAGCUCUAGUAUGGUAAUUGUUUUUAAUUGCUUAGGAGUCAUUGGAUCAGACCUAAAUGAUUCAUCUGCAUUUUUGUAAGAAUGGAUCAGCUUUGGUUGGCCUUCCUCUCCUAGCUGCUCGAUUUUAUCUACCUUUUACAAAUAUUAUGGAAGUAUUUUAGAGGUGACCCCUCCAAAGUUUUCACAUGAUCCAGGGUCCUUCUUGCCAACUAUUCACUUAGACUACAAGUAGGGACAAGCAUUUGUUGGCAAGCAUCUACAGUAUUCUUGUUUCUAACAUAAACACAUUGGUGUCAUGAGAGCAAGUUUCUAGUUUAAAAAAUAAGUUCAUCAAUGCCCACAUUUAGCAUAUUCUUCAUGAUUCAAACAUGUGAAUUAUGGCAGAAAGCAAAAAUGGUAUAGAACAGCCUUCACACUGGAACAUAGAUUUAUUUGUGUCCUAAUUUUGACUCUAGUUCACCAGAACUCAGUAGCAUUAACCAGACCUUGUUUGGAAUUAACAGUUUCUUAACUGUGGUCAGGGUGACUACAAGAUAUGUGUAGAAAGCAGUGACAGAGAGACCCAAAGCUGCUUUAUACAACAUAGUUUUGUUCAGUAUGAAAGCCAUUUACACAUAAUUGAUGUUUAGUACUAUAUAUGUACUUUUCAUGUUCUUUGGAUUUCUGGAAGGUAAUGACACUUUACUGUUUACAGCUAAUGCAUAGUUACUUGCAUGCUGUGGUUGUACAGUAGCAGAACAUGACCCUAUUGUGAUAUUCAAUGUUUAUUUCAUAAUACCAUUAUACAUAGUCAGCUUAAUUUGAUGAGGAUCGAAUGUAAUAUAUAACAGGAAUGACCAUACAAUAGGUAGUCGCAUCGUAUAUAAGAUUGCUAGGUUGCAUCUAACCAUGCCUAUCACUGUUUUGAUAAUUAGACAUUUAUGAAUUAUAGUAUAUACUCUUUAUGUUGGCAUGAUAAUUUUGCUAUUUUCUAUGCGUUAAAAAUAAGACUAAUUCUUAGAGUAAUUUUAUCUAUAGCCUGUGGGUUUUUUUGGGAGAGGGGGUGGCAGUGAAGCUGGUUGUUUUUGCCUCCCUGUGAUAUUUUCUCUCUCAAAAAAAAAAAAAAGGCAAGGAAAGUUUGUAAACGUCUCCUAGAAAAACGAUCAAGUAAUUUUAUUAGCUUCUUUUUGGACCCUUUAAAUGUUGCUUUUUCUCCUGGAAAAAUAAAUUGACAAAACUGGUGACUGCAAAAAUAUAACCACUUAAAAAUAAAAUGCCCGAUUUGUUUAAUUCUCUAAGAGUUGUAUGAGAGAAAGCUUAUGUAACAAAACACAAAAACAUAUAUAAAAUCUAUUCCAGCUGUCCAUUUAGAGAGGCCAAGCAAACAGUGUUACAAAGAAAGGAUUGCCAAGCUGUAUCCACCUCCAGUCCCACUGGGUUCCUCAAACUUGAAAAUUUGAAUUUUAGAGAGUUACGGGACAUAAUGCAAUGCGAAGUUAAAGUCAUACUAUAUCUUUCUGGGCCAAAUAUUGCUACCUCCAUGACUACUUUUACAAUAUCUUCUCGACGUAUCAAAGCUUUUUACUGGCAGCAAAAUUCUUCACCCUCAGGUAAAGUGGAUUGAAAAGACCUUAGGGAUUAUCACUUUGUAUUUGUGUCACAAUUUUUUUGUCCCCACAUCCCAAACACUUUAAAUUUAGAUGCUCCCUUUUUUUUCUUUAACUUUUUAAAAUCAAUUCACAAGGAUAUGCAGAUACUCUUCUAGAAGUUUAUACUUAAAUAACUGAUUCUCUUCCAAACUUUAUCUCAAUGGAAUUUGGUACCUUUCCAUUGAGAAUAACUUUGAAGGGUCCUUUAGAUUUUAGGAUUUCUUCUUCUUCCAAGUAGGAAAAAGGUUUUGUUAAAUAGAACAGCAUUUUUAAAAUUUACCUGGGGACGAUAUUUGGACAACCAGAGAAUUCUUGUUUAAAGGGAUGCAUGUGCUUACAGAUUGAUGUAAUAAAUUUUAAGAGGAUUGGGGUUUCCUAAUUGCUUUUAAAUGGAAAUUUGUUUUAGUAAUACACGGAGAAGGAAAGAGUAUGCCACAUACUAUUGUGUUAUGUUCAGUAGGAAGACUUCAAAUAGGACAUAUUUCAGUGUGGAAUCAAUACUUGCUGUACUUCCCAAUAUCUCAUUUGGGGGGGGGGGUGAAGGGAGGGAAGUUCUGUCAUAUAGACGUGACUGUACAGCUGGAGUCCUGUUGCAGUCAUUUAGAGUAUAGACUGGCAGACGGGCCCAAGAACAGAUGCUGGCAUCAGCUUUGAGCUGUGUCGUGCUGGGCAAGUUUUGCUCUUCAGAAGCCUCAGACAUUCCAUCUGUGAGGGAAGGUGGUGCCCACCUUGCCGACCCACUGUGAGCCCGGAAGGUAAUAGGCAUCAAACUCCCACAGCAGGCCCUCCACGCUGAGUAGCUGGGAUGGACCAUCACGGGGCCACCAGGCCACUGGUUUUCAACCGUUUUAUGAAUCCAUCUAUUAAUUUUUCAUCCAUCUUUUUACCAUAACUGAAAGUCAAGUAGGGUUUUGCAGGUGAAAGUUGCAUAAAAAUCUCGAGCAAGUUCCUAUAUUUCGAGGAUAUAGAGAUUUCCAAAAAAAGCUACUUUGAUAUUUGAGUCAUUAGAGGCUUUGGCUCUUCCAAAAUAUAUAUAGCUUUAAUAGAGCAUUUAGACAGGAACAAUCAUUGUCACUUUCACAUUCAAAUUAGGCAAGAAGAAACCAAUCCUUACCUUUGGUUGGCAUACAUCGUACCUCUUUUUAUCACUAAGCAUAAAACUAUGAUUUGAAGAGUGUUUUAUAUAAAAGCUUUGGAAAAAUGAAAACGGAUCAGACGAACUAAUUCUCCCACAUACAUUUAAGGAAAAAUCCACUUCCAAAGCCCAUUUGUCAUGUUACUAGAGUGACUUUGGAACUCACUUGAUCAUAAGAACUACCCGGGUUCGUACAGAUUCCUACUUUUGCCUCAAGAGAUUAAGACUCAGAAGGACUGGAUUAGACCCUGGAGAUUCAUAUGCUUAAUAAGCACCUCAGUGAUUCUUACCAUUAGGCGAAUUAGGAAAACACUGCACUGGGCCAAAGAGUUGCCUUUAUCUACAGUUAGAAGAAUUUCUUUAAAUAACGAAGUUAUCACUCUAGUUCAAAAUGCUUUCAAUAAUUUUCCAGGGAAUACAAGCCAUCUGGUUGGUGUGACAGCAGUGUUUUCAGUAUAGUGUACAUUUAACAGUGUAGUCUUAUCAAAUUUUUAAAAUUAAGACUUAUAACCAUAUCAGUAUAUAUGUAUACACAUGUGCAUGCCAAUGUUAAAACAGAUUGUGUAAAAGUUCAAACCUGCUUUAAAAAGUCAACAUUUUAUGCUGCAGUGUGCUAUUAUUAAUCAAGAGUUUAAUUACUGAAAUAAAAACACUGGAUCUUCCAGCCCCCACUGCUAA